GCGCGAGCGGCGGGCUCUCGGGUCUUUUUUAGCGCCAUCUGCUCGCAGCGCCGCCUCCCGCUCCUCCCGCCGCCGCCCGGAGUCACGGACUGCGCAGCUCCGGCCGCCGGGCGCCCCGUGCUCGCCUUCGAUAUUUGGAGUUCUUAACAACAUGGCAGACAUUGAAAACAAAGAACAGUCUGAACUUGAUCAAGAUUUGGAUGAUGUUGAAGAAGUAGAAGAAGAAGAAACUGGUGAAGAAACAAAAAUCAAAGCGCGUCAGCUGACUGUUCAGAUGAUGCAAAAUCCUCAGAUUCUUGCAGCCCUCCAAGAAAGACUUGAUGGUCUGGUAGAAACACCAACAGGAUACAUUGAAAGCUUGCCUAAGGUAGUUAAAAGACGAGUGAAUGCUCUCAAAAACCUUCAAGUUAAAUGUGCACAGAUAGAAGCCAAGUUCUAUGAGGAAGUUCAUGAUCUUGAAAGAAAGUAUGCUGUUCUCUAUCAACCUUUAUUUGAUAAGCGAUUUGAAAUCAUUAAUGCAAUUUAUGAACCUACGGAAGAAGAAUGUGAAUGGAAACCAGAUGAGGAAGAUGACAUUUCGGAGGAGAUGAAAGAAAAGGUCAAAAUUGAAGAUGAGAAAAAGGAUGAAGAAAAACAAGACCCCAAAGGAAUUCCUGAAUUUUGGUUGACUGUUUUUAAGAACGUUGACUUGCUCAGUGAUAUGGUUCAGGAACAUGAUGAACCUAUUCUGAAACACUUGAAAGAUAUUAAAGUGAAGUUCUCAGAUGCUGGCCAGCCUAUGAGUUUUGUUUUAGAAUUUCACUUUGAACCCAAUGAAUAUUUCACAAAUGAAGUGUUGACAAAGACAUACAGAAUGAGGUCAGAACCAGAUGAUUCUGAUCCCUUUUCUUUUGAUGGACCAGAAAUUAUGGGUUGUACAGGGUGCCAGAUAGAUUGGAAAAAAGGGAAGAAUGUCACUUUGAAAACCAUUAAAAAGAAACAGAAACACAAGGGACGUGGGACAGUUCGUACUGUGACCAAAACAGUUUCUAAUGACUCGUUCUUUAAUUUUUUUGCCCCUCCUGAAGUUCCUGAGAGUGGAGAUCUGGAUGAUGACUCUGAAGCUAUUCUUGCUGCAGACUUUGAAAUUGGUCACUUUUUACGUGAGCGUAUAAUUCCAAGAUCAGUGUUGUACUUUACUGGAGAAGCUAUUGAAGAUGAUGAUGAUGAUUAUGAUGAAGAAGGUGAAGAAGCGGAUGAGGAAGGGGAAGAAGAAGACGAGGAAAAUGAUCCAGACUAUGACUCAAAGAAGGAUCAAAACCCAGCAGAGUGCAAGCAGCAGUGAAGCAGGAUGUAUGGCCUUGAGGAUAAUCUGCACUGGUCUACCUUCUGCUUCCCUGGAAAGGAUGAAUUUUCAUCAUUUGACAAGUUCAUUUCAAGUUUUUUGUUUGUUUGUUUGCUUAUUUUUGUAGCCUAAAAUAAAAUGUCAAAUAUAA
Pipistrellus kuhlii (Kuhl's pipistrelle) is the source of this 1475-nucleotide messenger RNA. It is a transcript of the gene NAP1L1, whose product is annotated as nucleosome assembly protein 1 like 1. Gene Ontology annotation, cellular component: chromatin; nucleus. Bases 152 to 1324 code for a protein of 390 amino acids. The record is from RefSeq and is a predicted model, not a curated record. Gene Ontology annotation, biological process: nucleosome assembly. The transcript is spliced from 16 exons. NCBI's taxonomy places the organism in Eukaryota, Metazoa, Chordata, Mammalia, Chiroptera, Vespertilionidae. Gene Ontology annotation, molecular function: histone binding; chromatin binding.